This is a messenger RNA of Penicillium salamii, 585 nucleotides long. The record is from the annotation of a GenBank genome assembly. NCBI's taxonomy places the organism in Eukaryota, Fungi, Ascomycota, Eurotiomycetes, Eurotiales, Aspergillaceae.
AUGUCAAAAACCUCCGAAUCCGACGUAAUCCUCAACAGAGCCAACGUCGCCCUAUCCCGCAGCCAAAGACUCGUGGCAUCAUGGCUCCCCCAAACAGACGAACCAACCAAAACAGACGAAGAACUCCAGAAAGAAGAAGAUGAGAUCUUCACAGCUGUUCCAGAGACACUAGGAAUUGGGGCCCCGCUCCCUCAGAAAGCAGCAGAUGGAAGCUGGAAUCGAAGCGAUCUAGACUCGAAUGAUAAAUUGCGGAAACAAUUACUAGGCAAGAAUUAUGAUCGGGUUAUGAAGGCUGCUGCGGAGGAGAAGGCUGCGCAGAAGGCUGCGAAGGCUAUACCAGUUGAGAAAGAGGAGAAGGAAGAGGAAGAAGAAUAUGAUGAGGAGGAUGGGAGAUCGGCGAUGUUAUCGAAACAGAGGGAGAAGAAGAGGAAGGGGGCACCGGGUGUUCAUCCUGCUGUUUUGGCGGCUGAAGCUGCAGCUGGGACUGGGGAGACGGAUAAGGGACCUCGCAAGGGAAGGAAGAAGGCGACGAGUUAUUUGGAUGAGCUUUUGGCGGAGAGGUCGAAGAAGAGGAAGAAGAGGUGA